Messenger RNA from Rhagoletis pomonella (apple maggot), 1675 nucleotides. RefSeq lists its product as uncharacterized. Bases 249 to 1610 code for a protein of 453 amino acids. NCBI's taxonomy places the organism in Eukaryota, Metazoa, Arthropoda, Insecta, Diptera, Tephritidae. The record is from RefSeq and is a predicted model, not a curated record. The transcript is spliced from 3 exons. Gene Ontology annotation, molecular function: protein dimerization activity.
UCGGUAAGUCGGUAAAACAUUAUUGUGCUAGUUGAAAAUUCUAAUCUAAAUUUUCUUCUAUGUAUGUUUAGGCAUUGUCAUCAUCUACUUCAGUAAAACGCAUAACCGAAUUAUAUCAACGUUUCUAUCACUAGCAGAACUGGAAAAUGCAGAUUCUGGUGGUAUAGUGGACUGUCUGAAAAGAAUUAAAAAAGCUUAAACUAAAUAUUAAUAAACUUAUCGGAAUUGGUACAGACAACGCCAACGUCAUGGUUGGUCGCAACAAAAGUGUCUACACGGAAUUAAAGCGAGAAAUUCCAUCUCUAACUUUGGUCAAAUGUGUCUGCCAUUCUAUCCAGUUGGCAAUUAAUCAUGCUUCUAAAGAGUGCCUUCCUCACGGCGUUGAAUUUCUUAUUUAUGAGACUUACAACUGGUUCAGUAAAAGUUCCAGUCGCAGAUUACAAUACAAACAGAUUUUCCAGCUAAUCAACGAUGAAAAUGCGCCGUUAAAAAUUCCAAGAGUUAGCGACACACGAUGGCUUUCAAUUGAAGGGACCGUAUCGCGAAUACUACAGCAGUGGCUGGAGAUGAAGACACAUUUUGGUAUUACUAGCAAUUCUGAAAAAUGUCAUAAAGCAGAAAUUCUGUACGAAAUGUAUAAAGAUGAACGAAAUUAUCUCUACCUUCUGUUUUUGAGGCCAAUACUUGCCGAGUUACUUGCUCUUAAUAAUAGCUUUCAAAGUAACAAUACUGACCCGACGAAAUUACUUAAAGACUUUGCAGUUGUAAUUAAUUCUUUAAAAAGUAAAAUCAUUAGCCCAGAUAAUGAUGUAGAUGUAAUCUCGAUUGAUUUUGAGCUAUAUAUCAAUAAAAGUUGCUAUUUGGGAUAUAACUUCGAAAAGAAAAUAUUAGAGAUGAAAUCCUCCUCUGGGCUAACCGAGGAAUCAGAAAAAUAUAUAAGAACAAUAUGUACAAAUUUUGUAGUAGUGCUUAUCAACCAACUAAAACAAAGGUAUAAUAGUAACAUGCACAUAUACAUACGUAUUAAUAUAAAAUUAUUUGAAAAAUGUUAUUAUUGCAGGUUACCAGAUAAUUUCGAUACGAUUAAAAAAGUUAAUAUGUUUUCAGUGGGCAAUGUUUUACGUGCAUCGCAUGAGGAGAUAGAAGAUGUUUUAAAACAUUUUAAUUACAGUGAUGAUAUGAUAGAAAAAAUUAUAAUUCAGUAUAAUAGAAUUAAUUUUGUAAAAUGGAAUAAUAUAAGCAAUACAAUGCAAUUUUGGGCAGAAGUUCAAACUUAUACGGAUGCAGGUGGUAACAAAUUGUUUUCCGAUUUGGCGGAAUUUGCACUUCAUUUACUUUCACUACCUUGGUCUAAUGCAGACGUGGAACGAUUAUUCAGUCAGCUAAACUUGGUGAAAACAAAGCUACGCAACAGUAUACACUUAAUUACUAUAAAUGCUAUAUUAAGUAUAAGAUACGGUCUUAAAAGGCAUAAUAAGUGCUGCACAGACUAUGAAAUUCCAAGAAGUUAUUUAAAGAUGAUUGGAACAAAUAAGGCAUACGAAAACCAGAGUAUCGAUUAUAAUAAUCAGUCCGAUGAUAAUUUAUAUAAAAUUAUAAAUGAGUUGUAACCUGCCUAACUUUUGUGAAAACUGAAAGUUUAGUUAAAAAAUAACGUUCGACUGAAAUUUUCAUA